Molecule: messenger RNA, 1520 nt
Organism: Propithecus coquereli (Coquerel's sifaka)
Lineage: Eukaryota; Metazoa; Chordata; Mammalia; Primates; Indriidae
Gene: IL17RB
Product: interleukin 17 receptor B
Exons: 11
Coding region: 12-1520 (502 amino acids)
Molecular function (GO): interleukin-17 receptor activity
Source: RefSeq, a predicted model, not a curated record
CUGCCCUGGCGAUGUCGCUUCUGCUGUUGAGCCUGGUGGCGCUGUGCAGGAGCGCUAUGCCCCGAGAGCCGACUGUUCAGUGUGGCUCUGAAAACGGGCCAUCUCAAGAGUGGGAGAGCCCACACAGUCUGACCCCAGGAGACUUGAGGGAUCUCCAAGUGGAACCUGUUAAAACCAGUGUUGCAAUGGAGGACUAUUCAAUUUUGAUGAAUAUAAGCUGGAUACUCCGGGCAGAUGCCAGCAUCCGCUUGUUGAAGGCCACCAAGAUCUGCGUGAUGGGCAAAGGCAAAUUCCAGUCCUACAGCUGUGUGAGGUGCAAUUACACAAAGGCCUUCGAGAGUCAGACCAGACCCUCUGGCGGCAAAUGGACGUUUUCCUACCUAGGCUUUCCUGUGGAGCCGAACACACGCUAUUUCAUUGGGGCCCAUAACAUCCCCAAUGCAAAUAUGAAUGAAGAUGGCCCUUCCUUGUCUGUGAAUUUCACCUCAGCAGGCUGCCUAGACCACACAAUGAAAUAUAAAAAAAAGUGCAUCGAGGCAGGAAGUCUGUGGGAUCCAAACAUCACCGCUUGUAAGAAGAAUGAGAAGACAGUAGAAGUGAAUUUUACAACCAGUCCUCUUGGAAAUAGAUACAUGGCUCUUAUCCUGAAUAACACCGUCAUUGGGUUUUCCAACGUGUUGGAGGUGCACCAGAACAAAGUAUCGCGAACUUCUGUAGUGAUUCCGGUGACUGGGGAAAGCGAAGGUGCCGUGGUCCAGUUGAUUCCAUAUUUCUCUACUUGUGGCAACGACUGCAUCCGACACAAAGGAACUGUUGUGCUUUGCCCACGAACAGGUGUUCCCUUCCCUCUGGAUACAAACAGCAGCGUGUUAGGAGGCUGGCUGCCUCUCCUCCUCCUGUCUCUGCUGGUGGUCACGUGGGUGCUGGUGGCCGGGAUCUAUGUAAUGUGGAGGCAUGAAAGGAUCAAGACCACUUCCUUUUCUGCUACCAUGUUACUGCCCACCAUUAAGGUUCUUGUGGUUUACCCAUCUGAAAUAUGUUUCCAUCACACAGUUUGUUACUUCACUGAAUUUCUUCAAAACCAUUGCAGAAGUGAGGUCAUCCUUGAAAAGUGGCAGAAAAAGAAGAUAGCAGAGAUGGGUCCAGUGCAGUGGCUUACCACUCAGAAGCAAGCGGCAGAUAAAGUAAUCUUCCUUCUUUCCAAUGACAUCAACACCGCGUGUGACAGUACCUGUGGCAAGAGUGAGGGCAGCCUCCAUGAGAACUCUCAAGACCUGUUCCCCCUCGCCUUUAACCUUUUCUGCAGUGAUCUAAGAAGCCACACUCAUCUGCACAAAUACAUGGUGGUCUACUUUAGAGAGGCUGAUACCACAGACGAUUACAGUGCUCUCAGUGUCUGCCCCCAGUACCACCUCAUGAAGGAUGCCACCACUUUCUGCUCAGAACUUCUCCGUGUCAAGCAGCAUGUGUCAGUGGGGAAAAGGUCACAGGCCUGCCACAAUGGCUGCUUUUCCUGGUAG